Condylostylus longicornis is the source of this 2349-nucleotide messenger RNA. RefSeq names its product importin subunit alpha-7 (gene Kap-alpha1). Gene Ontology annotation, cellular component: nucleus; cytoplasm; nucleoplasm. Gene Ontology annotation, biological process: NLS-bearing protein import into nucleus. The coding region runs from base 102 to 1661 and encodes 519 amino acids. Gene Ontology annotation, molecular function: protein binding; nuclear import signal receptor activity. The transcript is spliced from 8 exons. NCBI's taxonomy places the organism in Eukaryota, Metazoa, Arthropoda, Insecta, Diptera, Dolichopodidae. The record is from RefSeq and is a predicted model, not a curated record.
UUUUUUUUUUUGGAGCAAAUUUUGACAAGACGACAGCUUCAAUAGGUUUUUUUUUCGAGAAAAAUAUAAGGAAUUAAAUAAAGUUUGGAAAACGAAAAAGAAUGUCAACUACACAUCAACAUCGAUAUAAAAAUGCUGGAUUAGAUUCCGAAAUGCGAAGAAAAAGGGAGGAAGAAGCAAUCCAGCUGCGGAAACAAAAACGUGAACAGCAACUAAUUAAACGGCGUAAUGUAGAUAUUCCAAUAGAAAUGGAUAGCGACUUGUCUCAUGAAGAGGAAAUGCAAGCAUCGCAAAAUCAAUCUGUUAUUAAAAAGGAAAUGAUUGAGCAGCUAUAUAGCAAUUUUGAAGCCGAGCAGUUAAGUGCUACCCAGAAAUUUCGGAAGCUUCUUUCAAAAGAUCCAAAUCCGCCUAUUGAAGAAGUUAUUCAAACUGGAAUAGUUCCACGAUUUGUUAGUUUCUUGAAGAAUAAUAAUAAUUGCACUUUACAGUUUGAAGCAGCGUGGGCUUUAACAAACAUUGCAUCUGGUACUCCUCAUCAAACACGUAUGGUUAUUGAAGCUGGAGCUGUUCCGGUUUUUAUUGAACUGCUCUCAAGUCCACAUGAAGAUGUUUUGGAACAGGCUGUUUGGGCACUUGGUAAUAUCGCUGGCGAUUCCCCGGCCUGCCGUGAUUUACUCUUAAAUGAGGGAAUUUUGAUGCCUCUAUUACAGGUUUUAAGUAACCAGGAACGAUUAACAAUGACUCGUAAUGCAGUUUGGACUCUGUCAAAUUUGUGUAGAGGUAAAAAUCCGCCUGCAGAUUUCACAAAAGUUGUUAAAGGAUUGCCUAUUUUGGCACAACUACUUAAUAAUACUGAUCCAGAUGUUUUAAGUGAUACAUGUUGGGCUAUCAGUUACUUGUCUGAUGGACCAAAUGAUAAAAUUCAAGCUGUCAUUGACGCGGGCGUGUGUAGACGAUUAGUAGAACUAUUAACACAUCAUCAAAAUAAUGUUGUAACAGCAGCUUUACGAGCUGUUGGAAACAUCGUAACAGGAGAUGAUAUUCAAACUCAAGUGAUUUUAAAUUGUAAUGCAUUACCAUGCAUAAGACAAUUAUUAACUUCGCAAAUGGAAGCAAUUAAAAAAGAAGCAUGUUGGACAAUAUCAAACAUAGCAGCUGGAAAUAGAGAACAAAUUCAAGCUGUAAUAGAUGCAAAUAUUUUCCCUUUAUUGAUGAACAUACUUCAAACUGCUGAUUUCAAAACUAGAAAAGAAGCUGCUUGGGCUGUAACUAAUGCCACAAGUAGCGGGACAAUACCGCAAAUUAAGUAUUUGGUACAAGUGGGAUGUAUUCCGCCAAUGUGUGAUUUCCUAACAGUUAAUGAUUCCGAUAUUGUUCAAGUUACAUUAAAUGGUCUAGAGAAUAUAUUAAAAGCUGGCAAAAAAAUUGAAACUCGACCAAAUCCUUUUGCAAUUAUUAUUGAAGAAUGUGGAGGUCUAGAUAAAAUAGAGUAUUUGCAAUCUCAUGAAAAUAGGGAUAUAUAUCAUAAAUCUUUUUAUAUAAUUGAGCAAUUCUUUAGUAAUGAAGAUGAAGAACAAGCUCGAAUUGCACCAAUAACAGAAAAAAAUCAAUAUAGUUUCAACCCAGACUCAGCUGCACCAAGUGGAGGAUUUACAUUUUAAUAGAUAACAAUAGCAUUAACAUUAGAUCUAAAAAAAAAAAGGAAGGAAAACAAAAGAAAAAACAGAAUCAUUUGAUUUUUCAAUUAAAUACAUAAAUGAUUAUAUAAAAAAAAAAGAAAAAAUUAAAUGAAAAAAAUUUUUAAUCUGUAUUUAUUAAAACAGCAUUAAAAUGUUAAAAAUAAAAUUAACUUUUUUGUUAAAAGACGCAAAUCAAAGUUAAUGUCUAUAAAUUUUUUCUUAUAAAACAUAAAGCUAAUAACUUUAUUAUAGAACAAGCAUUUUGGUUUGCAUUGUAAAUUUUAUAUUUUUGUUCCUUUGAACUUUUAUUUUUUCAAAAAUGCUCUUUUUCCCUAGUAAAUGCUUAUAAUUUUUGCUUGUUUUCCUUUUUUAAUUUGAAAAGAAUAAAAUUUUAACUUUGUAUAAAAAAAAAUGUACUAUAUUGUAAAUGCCAAAAAAGAAAAACACUAAUCAUUUUUUUUUUUUGUGUAAAUUAUCUUUUUUGUGAUAAUUUUGAAAAAAGUUUUUAAUGAGAAUUUUAAGAAAGCGAACCUUUUAAAUAUAUAAGGAAACUUAUAUACUUGAUUUGUUUCCAUUACACUUAAAAUCGAACAAAAAUUAUUUAAUUAGGUUUUAUUUUUUUUAACUUUCAAUAAAAUCAAUUCAUUAUUUUUCUUUAAUAAUAUUUGUU